CAGCUGUACAUUGUACUAGGACACAGAAAACAAAGAGGUAGGGUGAAAGUAGCAAAAUCUGACAUUCAGAACAGUGGAAGUCGUAGAAGAGCCAUGAACUUCAUCCCCAGCUUCUCUUCAGAGACAUGGAUCCUAAUAGCUUUAUUUUGGGUUCUCUUUUUAAUUUACGGUGUAUGGCCAUAUGGAAUAUUUAAGAAGCUGGGAGUUCCAGGCCCCUUUCCAGUUCCAUUUAUUGGAACAUUUCUUGGAUAUAGAAAAGGUGUGGUACAGUUUGAUCUGGAAUGCUUUAAAAAAUAUGGAAAGUUAUGGGGACUGUAUGAUGGAAGACAACCGGUUCUUGCAAUUCUAGACCCUGUUUUAAUAAAAGCCAUUUUGGUGAAAGAGUGUUACACUAACUUCAUAAAUAGACGGAAUUUUGGCCUUAAUGGUCCCUUUGAGUCAUCUAUAACAAUUGCUGAGGAUGACCAGUGGAAGAGGAUUCGGACGGUGCUCUCACCCACAUUUACCAGUGGGAAACUGAAGGAGAUGUUCCAGAUAAUGAAUGACUACUCUAAUAAACUGGUCAAGAAUAUACAAGUUUAUGUUGCCAACGAUGAGCCAUGUCCAAUGAAGGAUGUUCUGGGAGCCUACAGUAUGGAUGUUGUCACCAGCAGUUCCUUCAGUGUGCAUGUGGAUUCUUUGAACAAGCCUGAUGACCCCUUUGUUAAAAAGACCAAGCAACUUCUAAAGUUUGGAUUGUUCAGCCCAAUGCUUAUAUUUGUAGUUAUUUUCCCAUUCCUUCGUCCUAUCCUGGAGGGGCUGAAUGUCACUUUGUUUCCAAAAGAGUUUUUAACUUUUUACAUGAAUGCAGUUACUAGUUUCAAGGAGAAGCGUCAAAAAGGAGAUCAUUCAGGUCGUGUGGACUUCCUACAGCUUAUGCUGGAUUCUAGAACAGAAGACAUCAGUGGUGUGGACAAAGAACAAAAAGCAAUGACAGAUUCAGAAAUAAUGGCUCAAUCCGUUGUUUUUAUACUCGCUGGAUAUGAGACCACUAGUAUGACACUGACCUAUCUAUUUCAUAACCUGGCAACACACCCUGAUGUACAGCUAAAACUGCAAGAGGAAGUUGACUCCUAUCUUCCCAAUAAGGCCAGUGCCACUUAUGACAUUCUGAUGCAAAUGGAAUAUCUGGAUAUGGUGAUUCAGGAAACUCUCCGAAUGUACCCUCCUGCAGGAAGAGUAGAGAGGGUUUCAAAGAAAACUGUUGAAAUCAAUGGUGUUACCAUACCACAAGGAAUGGUCUGUAUGAUCCCAGCAUACGUGUUGCAUAAUGACCCAGAAUACUGGACCGAGCCCGAGGAAUUUCGGCCUGAAAGGUUUAGCAAGGAAAACAGAGAAAGUCAUACUCCAUACACAUUCAUUCCCUUUGGAGAUGGACCACGAAACUGCAUUGGAAUGAGGUUUGCAUUGCUAAGUAUGAAAGUAGCAAUAACGGCCAUCCUCCAGCACUUCACAUGUCGACCCUGUGAAGACACUCUGGUCCCAAUGGAGUUCAACACUCAAGGUUUCAUGCAACCCAAGAAAACCAAUUAUUUUGAAAUUUGUAUCUCGAUCUUGAGAAGAGAACUCCCAAAUACAGAAUGUGUCCUCUAA
Staurois parvus is the source of this 1632-nucleotide messenger RNA. NCBI's taxonomy places the organism in Eukaryota, Metazoa, Chordata, Amphibia, Anura, Ranidae. The record is from the annotation of a GenBank genome assembly.